CAGGUUUGCCGGCAACGGGGUUGCCCCCGGGAGGCUUCAUGUCGCCCAUGCCAUGCUUGAGGCAGGUUAUGUAGAGAAUCUCAGACAAGCCUUAGCUCAGUAUCUUUUUGACGGUGGACCAGCUUACUCCACGGGAAGUGAGCCUCUGGCAGAAGAAGCAAUAAAAAUGAUUAGUCAUACUGGGGAUGUUGCUGUUCUGGCUCAUCCAUGGGCAUUGAAAAAUCCAGUUCCCAUUGUUAGAAGGUUAAAAGAAGCUGGUCUUCAUGGAAUGGAGGUCUACAAAAGUGACGGAAGGCUGGCAGCAUAUAGUAAAUUGGCUGAUGCCUAUGGGCUUUUAAAGAUUGGAGGGUCAGACUAUCAUGGGACAGGAGGGCACAAUGAAUCUGAGCUGGGAAGUGUGAACCUUCCAGUGAUAGUGUUGCAUGACUUCCUUAAGGUAGCUCGGCCUAUUUGGUGCAAUGCCAUCAGGGAGAUAUUAGAGUGUUAUGCUGAGGAGCCUUCUGAUUCUAACCUAGCAACAAUUACUAGGUUUGGGAGAACCCGUAGUUUUAAGGGAGGUUCACCCUUGAGUUGUGGACAGGACUUGAUUGAUCAUUUGUCUAGCCAAGAGAUGGAAAAAUGCAGAGUUUGA
Glycine soja is the source of this 631-nucleotide messenger RNA. Its product is annotated as 3',5'-nucleoside bisphosphate phosphatase-like. Lineage: Eukaryota; Viridiplantae; Streptophyta; Magnoliopsida; Fabales; Fabaceae. The record is from RefSeq and is a predicted model, not a curated record. Bases 53 to 631 code for a protein of 192 amino acids. The transcript has a single exon. Gene Ontology annotation, molecular function: 5'-3' RNA exonuclease activity; 5'-3' DNA exonuclease activity.